Symbiodinium necroappetens is the source of this 1206-nucleotide messenger RNA. The record is from the annotation of a GenBank genome assembly. NCBI's taxonomy places the organism in Eukaryota, Dinophyceae, Suessiales, Symbiodiniaceae.
AUGGGAGCAAGGGACGAACGACUUGCCUGCAACAUGGCUCUACGCUUGCUGGCAGACAGCAACCACUACGUUACUCUACAAGACAUGUACAACCUUCUGCUGCUCGAACACCACGUUCGUCGGACAGAUUGGGCCCAGCACGUUCUGCCCUUUCUGGGAUGGCGCCUUUUGAAAGCAAGCCCCGUGGCCGCAGUUCGAGUCGCAACAUAUGCCAUCAGUCAUGCUGGACAGCUCGUCUGCUUCGGCAAAACUGAAUAUGCUUUGCCACCAGAGCUGGGUCCGGUCGUUGCCGUGGCUGCAGGAGCAUUUCACACCUGUGUCGUGAAGACGAGUGGCGAGCUGGUUUGCUUCGGAGACAACAGUGUCAGUGUUGGUCAAUGCGAUGUGCCUCCCGACCUCGGUGCGGUGGUGGCCGUGGCUGCCGGAGGACAUCACACCUGUGCCGUAAAGGCGAGUGGCGAGCUGGUUUGCUUCGGAAGCAAUCUGUAUGGUCAGUGCGAUGUGCCUCGCGAUCUCGGUCCGGUGGUGGCCGUGGCUGCCGGAGGACAUCACACCUGUGCCGUGAAGGCGCGUGGCGAGCUGGUUUGCUUCGGAAACAAACAAUUUGGCCAGUGCGAUGUGCCUCGCGAUCUCGGUCCGGUGGUGGCCGUGGCUGCCGGAAGAUAUCACACCUGUGCCGUGAAGGCGAGUGGCGAUCUGUUUUGCUUCGGAGAUAAUUAUUUUGGUCAGUGCGAUGUGCCUCACGACCUCGGUCCGGUGGUGGCCGUGGCUGCCGGAAAUGUGCACACCUGUGCCGUGAAGGCGAGUGGCGAGCUCGUUUGCUUCGGAGCCAAUGGUUUUGGUCAGUGCGAUGUGCCUCGCGAUCUCGGUCCGGUGGUGGCCGUGGCUGCCGCAGAAUUACACACUUGUGCCGUGAAGGCGAGUGGCGAGCUGGUUUGCUUCGGAGACCAUAAACAUGGUCAGUGCGAUGUGCCCUGUGGUGUGCAGCAGAUCCCCCGCAGCCUGCGCAUAAUCUCAAGACACUCCAGCGACAUCGGCUUCGUGGACGCAGGUGGGGAAGUGGUGCUGGUCAGCCGCUCCUUCCUGAACAUUCCAGCAAUGAUGCUCGUCAAUUCGACCUCCGUGGCGCAGUCCACCACCGAGGCGCGGACGCGCCAGGGAUACCACGGCACGAACCCUCGCAGAGUCCAACCGUUGUCGGGCUGA